Vicia faba (fava bean) is the source of this 1554-nucleotide messenger RNA. NCBI's taxonomy places the organism in Eukaryota, Viridiplantae, Streptophyta, Magnoliopsida, Fabales, Fabaceae. The record is from the annotation of a GenBank genome assembly.
AUGGAAGACCACCAUAACAAUCAUAGUCACCACCACCACCAACACCAUCAGCAACAGCAACAGCAACAAUACAACGGCAUGUCAACUGAUCUACGACACCUAGUUAACGGAACAAGGUCAACCCAUUUCACUUCAAUACCAACAGCCGAUGAGUUUUUCACCGGUCACCGGAAUCUCACAGCUUUGUUAACUACAACAACUCACCAAAACGAAUACGAGAUGAUGAUGUUGGGUCGUGGUGUUAAUGUUCUCGAAGACUUCAAUAACAUAACCACUCAUGUUCAACAACCACCACCACCUCCUCCAACAACAACCACCACCACCACCACCGCUAGUGUCUCAACUCCUGAAACCACCGCUUGUAUCGGCGGAGACUCUUCCACUGGAAGAUGGCCCAGACAAGAAACUCUUACUCUUCUUGAGAUCAGAUCUCGUCUUGACCCUAAAUUCAAAGAAGCUAAUCAAAAGGGUCCCUUAUGGGAUGAAGUUUCUAGGAUAAUGUGUGAAGAACAUGGAUAUCAAAGGAAUGGAAAAAAGUGCAGGGAGAAAUUUGAGAACCUAUACAAAUAUUACAAGAAGACAAAAGAAGGCAAAGCAGGAAGACAUGAUGGUAAGAAUUACAGAUUCUUUCGUCAACUUGAAGCUUUAUAUGGUGAAAACAGUAACCAAACUUGUCAACCAGAAACCAAUUUUGUCAACAACUUCAAUUUUCAAAACCCUUCAAAAACUUCAAACCAAGAGGGUUUUCAUAAUAAUGAUCAUAGUUUAAGUCUCACUACUAACUCAACUGACUUUGAGAUUGAUACUUCGUCUUCGGAUGAUGAGAAGGGGAAGAGGAAGAGUAGUGGGAGGAGGAGUUGGAAGGUGAAGAUAAAAGAGUUCAUUGAUUCACAAAUGAAGAAGCUUGUGGAUAAGCAAGAAGAGUGGUUGAGUAAACUUGUGAAGACACUUGAGGAUAAGGAAAAGGAGAGGGUUUUGAGAGAGGAAGAGUGGAGGGCGCAAGAAGCGAAAAGGGUAGAAAAGGAACAAAGGUUUUGGAGUAAAGAGAGAGCAUGGAUUGAAGCUAGGGAUGCUGCUUUAAUGGAAGCUUUGAAGAAUAUAGGUGGAAGAGAAAUGAAGGUUGAACUUGAAGGUCAUAAUCAUAAGGGUGUAAAUGUAAUAAAUGAAGGUGAGAUUCAUCAAAACAACAUUGAAAACCAAAAUGAAGAUGGGAGUGAGAUAUUGAAUAGUACUGUGAGAGGUACUGAUAAUAACUAUCAAAGGGAUUCUUUAUCUUUACAAGAAGGAAACAAGAAGAGAAAGGAGAAUUUUUACUUCAACAAUAAUGAACAAUGUUCUAUGUACAAUCAAGGAAGUGGUUAUUGUGAUGUUAAUCAUCAAAGAGAAGAGAUUGUGAAGCUACAAAGAAAUGUUGAUCAUGGUUCUUCGCCUUCUGAUUCUAAUGUUGCUAAUGUUGCUAAUGGUGAUGCUUGCUUUCCCUUCUUGAUUAAUGAGGGUGGAAGUUUGUGGGAGAAUUUCGGCUUGAAGAUCAAUAAAGCGAACCAAAACAACUGA